AAACCGGCCCCGGGGCUUGGAAGGGCUCGAUGCUUUCUCGUUGCCGCUGCUUCUGAAGCAGGAGGACGACGACGACGAGGGGGCACCGCAGGAAGCGUCUGGGGGUGGGCGGUGGGUAAGGAGAGCUCCCCGUCGCCAGGUCGAGAAGGGGUUUUGGUGGGGCGAGUGGGGCGCGGAGGAAGUGAUGCUCAAGAAUCCAGUCCCAAAGUCAGGGAAGGAUGGGGGGGGGGGUAAGAACCUCCAUGUCCAAAGGCAGUCUAUAGUGGUACCUCGGGUUAAGUACUUAAUUCGUUCCGGAGGUCCGUACUUAACCUGAAACUGUUCUUAACCUGAAGCACCACUUUAGCUAGUGGGGCCUCCUGCUGCCACCACGCCACCGGAGCACAAUUUCUGUUCUCAUCCUGAAGCAAAGUUCUUAACCCAAGGUGCUAUUUCUGGGUUAGCGGAGUCUGUAACCUGAAGCGUAUGUAACCUGAAGCGUAUGUAACCCAAGGUACCACUGUAUCUCUGAAUGGCCAUAACAACGAAAGGAGAGCCUGCUGGAUCCUGCCAUCUAGACCAGCAUCCUCUUCUCACAGUGGCCAACCUGAGGCCUGAGUGGGGAGCAGGAUCUGAUCCCAAGAAUACAGUGGUACCUCGGGUUACAUACGCUUCAGGUCACAGACUCCGCUAACCCAGAAAUAGGACCUCGGGUUAAGCACUUUGCUUCAGGAUGAGAACAGAAAUCGCGUGGCAGUGGUGCAGCGGCAGCAGAGGCCCCAUUAGCUAAAGUGGUGCUUCAGGUUAAGAACAGUUUCAGGUUAAGAACAGACCUCCAGAACGAAUUAAGUUCAUAACCCGAGGUACCACUGUACUCUCCUGCGGGUUUUCCAGAAGCAUUUCUGCCUCUGGCUGCGGAGGCAUAGCAGAGCCACUGUGACUAGUAGCCAUCAAUAGCCCUCUCCUCCAUGAAUUUGUUUGAUCCUCUUUGAAAGCUAUCCAAGUUGGUGCCCGUCGCUGCCUCCUGCAGCAGGGAGUUCCAUAGUUUGUGCUGCGUGAAGAGGUCCUUUCUGUGUAGAAAAGGAAUAGAGAGAUCAGUUAUGAGAUUUAAAUGUACUAGGGAAAGUAAGAAAUGUAUACGAAGAAAUUAGAUUGGAAAAUUUUCAGACAGGAUUGAUGGAAGUCAAAAAAUUGUAUAAGAUGUAAAAGUAUGUUUAAUUACUGUUGAAAAUGAUAUGUCAAAAAACUAAUUUUAUACACACACACACACACACACACACACACAGAGUGGUGGUACCUUGGGUUACAUACACAGGAUGAGAACAGAAAUCAUGCAGUGGCGGCGCGGCAGCAGCAGGAGGCCCCAUUAGUUAAAGUGGUGUCUCAGGUUAAGAACAGUUUCAGGUGAAGAACGGACCUCCAGAACAAAUUAAGUACGGUACUUAACCCGUGUGUGUGUGUGUGUGUGUGUGUAUAUAUAUGUAUAUGUCCUUUCUGAACCUUUUCCAACUCUACAAUGCCCUUUUUGAUGGGAGACGACCAGAAUUGUACACGGCAUCCUAAAUAUGGCCGCAUCCUAGAUUUGUAUAUUAGUAUUACAAUAUGGGCAGUUUUGUUUUCAGUUCCUUUCCCAAUGAUCCCUAGCGUGGGAUCUGCCUUUUUCAAAGCUGCCAUAUACUGUAUUGGGUUGACAUCUUCAUCCAGCUAUCUGCUGUAACUCCAAAGUGUUGCUCCUAGGCUGGUUCAAACCAGAGGAGGAUUUAGAGGAGAGAGACCAGUGCACCCACACUGGGCGCCUAGCCAAGAGGGUGCUGUAGGAGCCCCUGCAACAGUAACUUAGAAUGGAAGACAAGAGGCAGGAGGGCACCGAAUUUUGGCAUUGCACAGGGCACUGUUAAAUUUGAAAAAACCCCAAGUCCACCAUUGUUCAGACCCGAUGAUAAUAUAUGUGCCCAUUCACUCAGUUUGGAGAGGGUCCCUCUGCAGCCCUUUGCAAUCUCUCUCUCUCUCUAUUAAGAACCCUGCUGAGCAGUUCAGCAAAUAUGGCCAUCUCAUUGCUCUGGCAUAUCAGUUUCUGAGCCUUGACAGGAUUUGGGAUUUGGAGAAGGGUUGUAGCUACCGUAAGUAGCAUACCACCAGUUCAGCCCCUCGCAUCUCCAGGUGAGAUUGCAAAGAUCCUUGCCAGAAACCCUGCCAGAAGGGGAGCAGAAGGGCCAUUUAGCCCGGAACCUUGAACUCAAAAUGAGUCCUUAAAUUCUGACACUUAAUUCACAGAAACAUAGAAUCGCAGAAUGCUGAUUUCUAGGUAGUGAAGAAGGUGCAAGGCUCCUGAUGCAAAUUUGCAUGUGCUGAUUUAUACACAUAGAUGCACAAAUGUACAGGUCUGAGCAAAUUCAAAGAUGGCGAGGGUAAUCAAAAUAACCACCAUGCUUUUAAAGGGUUGCAUCUAACUAGGAUGCAAUUUACGAUUAUUUGCGCUUGCGGUGCUAGCGAGGUGGUCCUAAACAAUCUUGCUUUUGCAUCUUCAGAAGCUUUGGGGUGGUCUCACUGUUUCAUUUUCCAAAGGGUGCAUAUCCUGUAAGUUCCUGCUAGUAACUUUUCAUUCGACAAAUGCUCCAAGUCAUUAGCCUUCCCUCCCUCCCACUUUUACUUGUAUUAUGCACUAUACAUUUAAAGCAGUAUUGUUCCACUUUAAAUACCGUAUUUUUGGCUCUAUAAGACUCACUUUUUCCCUCCUAAAAAGUUAGGGGAAAUGUGUGUGCGUCUUAUGGAGUGAAUGCAGGCUGCGCAGCUAUCCCAGAAGCCAGAACAGCAAGAGGGAUUGCUGCUUUCGCUGCGCAGUGAUCCCUCUUGCUAUUCUGGCUUCUGGUAUUCAGAUUUUUUUUUUCUUAUUUUCCUCCUCCAAAAACUGGAUGCGUCUUAUGGUCUGGUGCGUCUUAUAGAGUGAAAAAUACGGUAGUCAUCAUGGCUCCAACCACCCAAGAAUCCUGGGAACUGUGGUUUGUUAAGGGUGUGGAGAGCUAGGACUGGCUACAAAGAACUUUAUUUGAAAUAGCUCCAAGUUUUCAAUGUCUUUUUCUCCUUUUAGACAUUAUUGAAAGACUAUGAUGUUCAAGAAUCAAACGACUUCCUGAAUCAGUGUGUCUGGGGGCCACGAUAGAUGCCGGUGGUGUUUGACCAGGAAUAUAUACAGGUACAGGCAAAGGUACAGGUACACAAAGUGCUGCUGUUUUCCCUGGUAACUUUGGCAAGAUUUGCAAGAUUUUUAGAUAACGGCAUAUAUUCCUCUAGAGUGGGACUCCGACCUCCAUCAGCCAGCAGGGCUAAUUGCCAGGGUUGAUGGGAGUUGUAGUCCAACAACAUUUGGAGAUCUGCAGGUUCCUCCAGCCCUGUUCUCUGCAAGGGAAACCAGAACAAUUGGCAGGUAUUCUUUUUCUUCUUCACUGCCUUCACAUCUUUAAUCCUAAUGCUUUACGAAUAAUUCCCAACAUUGAGCAAUAGCUAGUACUAUUUUUCUAGAAAAUGAGGUGCUAGGAACUCACCAAUAAUUUCUCCCUUGUUCUCUUAGAAUGGUGAUAGUGCCCACCAGGGAGGUAAAAAAAACCCAAAAACCCUGGCGAUAGCCACUGCUGGAUAUCACACAUUCAGUUUGCCUUUUUCCUCAUUGUCUAUUUUUUCUAAAAUAUAUUUAUAUUUUUCAGAUUUAUACAUUUCUCUGAUUUUACAAUCCUUUUGACAUUUCAAAACUUGACUUCCUUCCCCCUCUUUCUGCAGUUCCUUAAAUUUAUUUUUAAUAUCUUCUGCACAUCCAAAUUAACUUAAUUUGCUCAUUUAUUCAUCUUCUUUAAAUAUACAGUGGUACCUUGGUUCUCAAACUUAAUCCGUUACGGGAGUCCGAUCAACUCCCAAAACUGUUCAAAAACCAAGGUGCAGCAUCCAAUUGGCUGCAGGAGCUUCUUGCACUCAUUCGGAAGUCACGGAAGCCGCGUUCAGACAUUUGGCUUCCAAAAAACGUUCACAAACCAGAACACUCACUUCCGGGUUUGUGGCAUUUGGGAGCCGAUUUGUUCGGAAGCCAAACCAUUUGAGUACCAAGGUACCACUGUAUACUCUUAUGAAACUGCAGGUUAGUGCAAUAAUCCUGCCAGUGUUUUUAUUUGUUUACAAUGUAUCUGUAAAUAUUCAAUAAACCAUUUCCAUUCUUUUAUAAAAAGCUUGUUAUCUUGAUUUCUUACUUUUCCGGUCAGUUCUGCCAUUGCUGCAUAUUCCAUAAGUUUUUGUAUCCAUUCUUCCUUUGCUGGGACUUCUUCUUCUUUCCAUUUUUGGGCAUGUAACAUUCUUGCCGCUGUAGUCGCAUACAUGAGUAAGUUUCUAUACAAUUUAGGUAGUUCUGUCCCUAUAAUUCCCAAGAGCAAAGCUUCUGGUUCCUUUUUCCUUGUUGUCUAACUGGAAGCCUCAUUUGCCUCCCUAAAGCAUAGCGAGCAAGAAUGAUGCUUCCUGUCGUAGCUGAUGUCUAAAGUUCGCCUUGAUGAAUGCAGUGUUUGGAACCAUCCCUAUCAUACUCAGGCACCCGUCUGUCUACGGCCUUUCCCGGAUCACAAACAGCCUGUUCCUCAGUAAUGGCGAGGCCGCCAACAACAAACUCUUCCUCUACGCCAACCAGAUCACCACAGUUAUCAACGUUUCGGUGGAGGUGGUCAACACUUACUUCCCAGACAUUUACUACAUCCACGUCCCCAUAACAGACUGCCCCUCGUCCCGCCUUUUGGACUUCUUUGACCCCGUAGCCGAUAAGAUCCGCGCCGUGGAAUCAAACCAAGGCCGGACACUAGUUCACUGCGCUGCGGGCGUCAGCCGCUCCGCCGCCCUGUGCAUUGCCUACCUGAUGAAGUACCACUCGAUGUCUCUGGCAAACGCCCACGCCUGGGUCAAGUGCUGCCGGCCCAUCGUCCGGCCCAACAACGGCUUUUGGCAGCAGCUCAUCCAGUACGAGCAGAAACUCUUUGGGAAAACCAGCGUCAAGAUGGUCCAGUCCCCGCUGGGGGUGAUUCCUGACCUCUACGAAAACGAAGUCAGGGUCAUGAUAGCCUUGUGACAAUUACAGAACUCGCGCCCUCCGGGAGAAGGGGGCUCAGCGGAACUGAACGAACCCCGACGCUAUCUUUACUAAGUCUGAAAUUUUGCCCAACUCUGUCCAGUGCAGAGCCCUAUUGCCUGAUGAAGAAGAAGGGGGGUGAGAUUGUCAAUAAGGGGAUGCUCUGUGUGUAUGCGUGUGCCUUUUUCUUUUCUAUACAUAAAAGUGACAAAAAAUUGAAAAAACAAGCAAACCAUAGGCAAGC
Messenger RNA from Podarcis lilfordi (Lilford's wall lizard), 5318 nucleotides. Lineage: Eukaryota; Metazoa; Chordata; Lepidosauria; Squamata; Lacertidae. The record is from the annotation of a GenBank genome assembly.